AAACAUUUGAUUUGUGUGAUGUGUUGAAUUUUCAGUUGAUUAUAAGUUUCUUGUGUUUCUUUCGAUUAAUUGAUCUUAGACACGUAUAAAACUAGGGAUUACAAAAAUUAAACUAAGACCUGGGCGUAUAGAAACGAGGCGACGCUAUUAAAAUGGACACCCGAGCUGCAAAACUAGCACUAGCUCGAAAAAAGCUUAAAGACCAUCAAGAGAAAAAGCAAGUGACAGUUCCAAAAGAAGAACUUUCUGAGAAAAGUGAAGAAAAAAUUUAUAAAUACUGUGAGAGUACACCAAUUGAAAAUGAAAAAAAAAGUAAAGAUAAUCAUAUUAAACAUGAAAAUAUAGAAAUAAGCACAAGUGAAACAGAUUCCAUCGAUCUAAAUGUAACAGAGUUACUUAUUUCUAACAAAAGAAAUCUGGAAGUGCAAAUAGCCGAAUUACAAUUAAAGUUAGCUAGUUUAGAGUCAAAUCUAAGACAAGAAAUAAACUAUCAUAAUGAUUCCAAACAGAAAAUAUGUUAUUUAGAAACUGAACUACAAAAUCUGAAUAAUAAGUAUUUAUAUACAAUGGAUCAGCUGCAAUUACAGGCCAGUAAUAUCAAGGAGUUAAAUGAUAAAAAAUCUUCAUUACUAGAUGAAAAUAACAAUUUGUUAGAAAAGUUGGAAUUUACAAAAACUAUUUUAACUGCGAAGGAAACUGAAAACGCUUCUUUACAUAGUCAGCUGGAUCAGCUGCAUAGAGAACUGGAUGUAACAAAAUUACAACUGCAACAAUUACUCAAUGGAUCCAAUUUAUACAUUCCUGUUAGUAAUGACCCCGAAUCUAAACGAAAUGAUGAACUGUUACAGAAAGUAGAGUAUCUUGAACAGCAGUUGAAGGUAGUCCAAAAGGAAAGAGAUCAAAUUAAUGUACACUAUGAACAAUAUGCCACAGAACUUAAUGAACAACUUAAAUUGGUAACAUCAAAGAAUGAAGAUCUUUCAAAUCAAGUCUAUCACUUGUCAAAUAGAGAAAAUAGUUUAGUUGAUCAGAUAAGUGAAAUGGAGAUACGGAUACAAAAUCUUCAAAUAAAAAGUUUAGAAUAUAAGGAACAACCACAAAUAUUAGAAAAAAAUGAAAAUGUUGAGAAAAAUAUUGAUUUCAAUGCUGUACAAAAUGAAUACAAUGUUGUUCAGAAACAAUUAGAAGCAAUGACAACGAAAUAUGAGCAGUUGCAAAAGGCAUAUGCAGAAAAUGAACGUAAAAUAAUAGAAUUGCAAGAAGCAAAUAAAGUUAGCUGCAGUCACGAGAAUAUUAGUAUUACGAAAUUAACUGCUGAUAUUGCUAGUGAUAAAAUAGCUGCACAAAAGGCUACUGAGCAAAACAAAAAAUUGAAAACGAGCAUGCAAGAGUUGGAAGAAGACUUUGUGAAAAUGAGUCAAGAUAAAUUGCAAUUGACGGAAAAAAUAACAGCUGAAAAGUUCUUAAACAGAGAAUUAACAAUAAAGUUAGCUGAAUGUGAAGAUAAAUGUAAAGAUAUGCACAUUAAAUUAAUGGCAAAAGAUGAAGAAAUGAUAAGAUUACAAAAUAAUUAUCGUGAUUUAGAUAAAGAGUAUUCAGAGCUGUCUAAAACAAUCAGGAAGAACACUGAAAAGCAUGAUAAUAAUGAAUAUAAUCAAGAUACUCUGGUCAAAGAAGAUACAGAAAUUAAUGGAAAAGAAGACAAUGAGAAUUCAAUGGUGUCAGAAGAUGAAAACAAAGUUUUGCCUCAUAAGCACACUAAUGACUUGUCGUGUGACUUCCGUAGGUCCAGCAUCCCUAAAGAAGAUGCAAUGAUAAAACUUCAGGAGAGAUUCCUAAAAAUAAUGUCUGAAGUUGCAGAUUUAUCUGACGAAAAACAUAGAUUAGAACACAUUAUACUUCAGUUACAAAAUGAAACUGAUACUAUAUGUGAAUAUGUAGCUUUGUAUCAACAACAAAGAAGUUUAUUAAAGAAACGCGAUGAUGAAAGAAGUGCACAAGUAAAGCUUUUCCAGAUCGAAUGUGACCGACUCAAAAGACAGUUGGAGGAAUUGAGCGGAAUAUUAAUAAGAUUUGCUGAAGAUGAAGAACUGGCUGUAUAUUUUCAAGUAGAAUCGAAAAAAAAAGAAAUGGAUAAAGUUCGAAGUUUGCUCUUUAAUCUUAAAACUAACUCUCUAGUAGACCCGAAAAGAAGUGACUUAGAGCUAAGCAAUGUGUAUCCUUGCAAUUGUUGUUCAGGAAAUCUUAUUGAUAUUUGAAGUGGUUUGAGUAUUUGUACAUUUUUUUCAUUCUACAACAUAAUCUGUGUAAAUAGCAAAUUAUAAUCCAUUUAUAUAUUGUACACAAUAAAGUAAUAUUUAGCAAAAG
This is a messenger RNA of Chilo suppressalis (striped riceborer), 2367 nucleotides long. The record is from the annotation of a GenBank genome assembly. NCBI's taxonomy places the organism in Eukaryota, Metazoa, Arthropoda, Insecta, Lepidoptera, Crambidae.